Molecule: messenger RNA, 1398 nt
Organism: Postia placenta MAD-698-R-SB12
Lineage: Eukaryota; Fungi; Basidiomycota; Agaricomycetes; Polyporales; Adustoporiaceae
Exons: 11
Coding region: 1-1398 (465 amino acids)
Source: RefSeq, a predicted model, not a curated record
AUGGCAUACAAAGAAACACCUUUACCCAGGGCUCUGGAGCAUGACUUCUGGCCAUAUGUGCUAGAAGUUGUCAAUCACCCCAAAGUGGCCCAUUUGGUGGGCAUGGGCAAGGUCUAUGUAGCUCUUGAGGACACUUCUCCCAAGGCUAUGACCAAGCUCUUCAAUGCUGCCAAGGAUGCUACCAUCCUAGGUCAUUCUCCUGACCAGUUGCUUGCUGCUGGUGGCCUCUGCUUGGAGGCUGGGGACUUUCUCUUCUCCAGAGACAUGCAUGGUCCCCAUGACCCCAUGGAUGAUGUCCUCCAGGCCUACAGUGUCCCCAUAGAUGACCUCCUUGGCCCUAAGGAGGACAGGACAGCCAGUCCUGCUGUUCAGCAGGGGGACAACACUUGGACAGGUGGUGUCCAGUGGGAGCGUAGUGACCUUACCACUCCUGUGACAGGUUCCAAGCGUAGCUACACCCUUGGUACCACCCAUCAGAUCCAGUGUAAGGCUUCUAUCAAGAUGGGCAUCAAGUUUCUGAAGUGGGGUACUCCUGACAUGGCCCUGAACCUGAAGCAUAAUGCUGAGGUGCACAAUGUCCAGCCUAUUGGCUGUGAUGACGCUAGUGGUAUAGUCAACUAUGCAUUUCCCACUGUACAAAUAAACAUCUCCAGCACUAAGAAGCUGGAUGAUGAUGCCUGGCUCACAUGCAUGAUCAAUCAUCCUGACCUUGAGGAUGGUGAUCAGGCUGGAGUCUUUGUUCUGAUGGAGCUGGGCUUCUUUGUGAAGCAGGAUAGCCUCGCACUUGCUGUCUUCAGUGGUCUGCGCUGGCAUGUAGGCUCUCCUCCUACCUCUGCCACCCCCUCUCCUUCUUCUCUUGAGGGCACAGACCGCCUGGGGAUGGCAGCUGGUCCAGAUCAUGAGUUGAUAAGGCUCACACCUGAGCACAUCAACCCUGAGAUGGCUGGUAUUGCAGCUACCAACCAUGGCAACUGGGCUGCUGAUGGGCUUUCCCUCACUGAUCCUAAGGCCUAUUUCUCCUGGUUUGUGCGUGCUAUGGUGCAGCAGAACUUUCAUAUGCUUAACCAGCUUGAUCCUGUGCUGCGCCCUCAGCUGGAUCUGCAGAAGUUCCUCAGUGCCUUUUCUAUCACCAUUGGUGAUGAGGCCAAGUUCAUUGCUAGCAUUGCUAGGAAUGCUAACCCUGAGCCUGAGCCUACUGCUGAUGCUCCUGUUCGCACUCUUGGGUGUCCUUGUGCUGCUGCUGCCAAGCGUGCUGCUGCUCAGCUUGAUGGUUCAUUCUCUAGGCCUGUCAAAGUGCGCAAAAUCAAUGCUGCAGAAAUCUCCACUCAGCAGUCUAUGAAGGCCAUUCAUAUGACACGCUCUGUAGCCAUUGCUGAGCAUCAGUCAGCAAGUGGGUAA